Messenger RNA from Aspergillus heteromorphus CBS 117.55, 1116 nucleotides. RefSeq names its product ketohexokinase. The coding region runs from base 44 to 997 and encodes 317 amino acids. The transcript is spliced from 6 exons. Gene Ontology annotation, biological process: fructose metabolic process. NCBI's taxonomy places the organism in Eukaryota, Fungi, Ascomycota, Eurotiomycetes, Eurotiales, Aspergillaceae. The record is from RefSeq and is a predicted model, not a curated record. Gene Ontology annotation, molecular function: ketohexokinase activity.
GCUUUUACAUUUUUGGAGAAAAGGCUACGGCUUGGUGCCCAAGAUGUCAUUGGUAGCUAUAGGUGCAUGUUAUGUGGAUACAAUCCUCACAACCCCUUACUAUCCCGGAGAAGAUGAAAAGCUACGUGCUUCCAGUAUCUCUCGUCGACGAGGAGGAAAUUGUCCGAACACGCUCGAGGUCCUCCAGCAAUUGAUAGCACACAACCUGUCCGCUGAAAAUAUCUCCUUGGAUCUCAUUGCUGUUCUGCCCGCGAAGCUAUCUAUUGCCUCUCAGCAGAUCCAGUCAGCAUUCGAACCGCAUGUUCGACUAGCUCAUUGCAUCUAUCGAGAGAAUGUCACAGAACCGGCCUCUAGUUACAUCAUCAAAAGCCAGUCUUCUGGGAGCAGGACCAUUGUCAAUUACAAUGCUCUGCCUGAGAUGACGGAGAAGGAGUUUAUAAAUAUCGCAGAUCGUCUAGGCCCCAGGGCCUCCUGGUUCCACUUUGAGGGCCGAACACCUGGCGUGACUUUAUCAUGCAUACUCUACCUCCGUCAGAAAUACCAGUCCGUGAAAAUCAGUGUUGAAGUGGAGAAGCCCGGAAGACCAGGUUUACAGGAACUUGCAGAAGAAGCUGACGUUGUAUUCUACUCGAAGAGCUGGGCUGAAGGAAAUGGAUACCAUACACCCGAAGAAUGCAUCCUGCAACAAUCGGCGGUAGCACGGAAAGCGUCACUGCUCUGCUGUACCUGGGGCCAGGAUGGCGCUGUAGCUCGUGACACCAAGUCUCAAGUAACGAUUUAUAGUCCGGCAUAUUCAGCAGAAGGCUUUCAAGUCGUCGACACCAUCGGUGCAGGUGACACAUUCAUAGCUGGUAUACUGUAUGCAUUGCUCUGUCGAGGUGAUGAAUGGAACCUUUCACAGAAGCUAGGCUUUGCGAACCGGCUUGCAGGAAUGAAAGUUUCGCAAGAGGGAUUUGCAGGCCUUGCGAGAGCCUUGGAAUCUUUCCAGUCGGAGUAAACUAGAAACAUUUUUGGGUUAUUAAGUUUACGAGAUAGAGUCAUGGGUAAAAAUCGAUGGAAGCGCAAUAAAUAGAUUGUUUCUCGGAGGGUUCUAAAUCGAGAUCUUGCACUAUAUUA